This is a messenger RNA of Lindgomyces ingoldianus, 1674 nucleotides long. RefSeq names its product 9-cis-epoxycarotenoid dioxygenase-like protein. The record is from RefSeq and is a predicted model, not a curated record. The transcript is spliced from 2 exons. Lineage: Eukaryota; Fungi; Ascomycota; Dothideomycetes; Pleosporales; Lindgomycetaceae. Bases 1 to 1674 code for a protein of 557 amino acids. Gene Ontology annotation, molecular function: carotenoid dioxygenase activity. Gene Ontology annotation, biological process: carotene catabolic process.
AUGGCUCAUAUCUUCUCCCUAGCCACACCUGCCUCUCCAUCAUAUCGCGAAGGGAAGCGUUCCGGCGACCAGGUUAAAUUUCCGGAUUCAGGAUUCUUCCAAGGCUUCAACUUACCGUCGCGUUUGGAAGCAGAUAUCUUUGAAUUGGAGACGACAGGUGAGAUUCCGAAAGACAUAAACGGGACCUUCUAUCGCAUACAACCCGAUCACCGAUUUCCUCCACUAUUUGAAGAAGAUAUCCACUUCAACGGUGAUGGCUCUGUAUCUGCUUUCCGGUUCGAAAAUGGCCAUGUCGAUUUUAAACAGCGUUUUGUGCACACGGAUCGAUUCAAAGCAGAGACUAAAGCGAGAAGAGCGUUGUUAGGAAAGUACAGGAAUCCGUACACCGACAACGAGAUGGUGAAGGGUAUCAUCAGGACAGCUUCAAACACGAACAUUGUGUUUUGGAGAGGCAUGCUGUUAGCCAUGAAGGAAGAUGGCCCUCCCUUCGCCAUGGACCCAGUGACGCUCGAAACAAUUGGACGCUACGAUUUCGAUGGGCAGGUGCAAUCGCCUACGUUCACAGCACAUCCAAAGUUUGACCCGGAUACGGGAGAAAUGGUUUGUUAUGGCUACGAAGCAGGAGGAGAUGGUCAUGACGCAAGCUGUGAUAUUGUGGUGUAUACGAUUGACAGGGAUGGCAAGAAGACGGAAGAAUGCUGGUAUAAAGCGCCAUUUUGUGGAAUGAUACAUGAUUGUGCCAUCACAAAGAACUAUCUAAUCUUGCCGUUAACGCCAAUUAAAGUAAAUUUAGAACGGCUGAAGAAGGGGGGAAAUCAUUUCGCCUGGGACCCAAAAGAGGACCAGUGGUACGGCAUUGUGCCGCGUAGGAACGGGAAGCCAGAAGAUAUUGUCUGGCUGCGUGCUGACAACGGCUUCCACGGCCACGUCGCCGGCUCCUACGAAGACGAGAAUGGCCACGUCGUCGUCGACCUCACCAUCGCCUCCGAUAACGUCUUCUUCUUCUUCCCGCCCGACCAGCCCGACGGCACUCCCUCCACGCUCCUCCAACGCAACAAACUUGUCUCUGAUACCUACCGCUGGACCUUCGACCCCAAAUCUCCAACAAACACGCGCGUGACACCCACCAAGCUCUUUGGUAUUAACGGCGAAUUCUCCCGCGUCGACGACCGCUUUCUAACGCGUCCUUACAAUCACUUCUGGCAAUGCCAAAUCGACCCCAGCAAGCCCUACGACUUCGCUAAAUGUGGCGCACCCGCUGGAGGUCUGUUCAACGUAAUAGGUCAUUUUGAGUGGGACACUGGAAAGAAAGAUACCUGGUUCGCCGGACCUACUUGCACGUUCCAGGAACCCAUUUUCAUCCCCAGGGAAGGUGGGAAAGAAGGGGAGGGCUAUUUAAUGGCGCUGGUGAACCAUCUGGAUGUACUGAGGAAUGACAUCGUGAUUUUUGAUGCGCUGAAUUUGAGUCAAGGGCCCCUUGCGGUGACUCACUUACCCGUGAAACUAAGGUUGGGAUUGCAUGGGAAUUUUGUGGAGCAGAAGGAUAUUGAGGAGUGGAAGGAGAGGAGGAAGGAGGGAGGGAGUGUGGGGCCUGUGAAAGUAGCGACGGAGCCGUUGCCUUGGCAGAAGAAGAUGAAGGAGGCGAAUGGCGCGAAUGGGGUCAGUGGGCAUUGA